UGUCCCCUCCAUGUGAGAGCGGUUGAGCUCGCUGGAUCGAAUAAAAAACGGCGUCAAUGCCGAGGCCGCUCACAGUCACAGUUGGCUUUAUUCACGAAUCCACGAUUCGCGAGCCGCAGAGCAAAAUCAGAUGAGAAAAAAAGGCGAAACUACAAUAAUAUAGUAUUCAAUAGUUCAUGGCACAUGUUGAAGACGCAAGCAACAUGGAAGAUCCUCAGAUAUUUCCAUUAAAAAUGCUCUCUCCUCCACCAAGUUUCCUGGAUCUUUCGCUCUCACUGGCGGUCUAUUUUUCCCGAGAAAAUUUUAUCGUUUCGCUCGAAAGUGUCGCCGUAUUACUGUUUCGAUUGGUUUACUUUGCGCGGAGCUUUCUUCUUCCGAGGGCGUGAGAAUGAUUGGAGGAGGACUGCAAGAGGGAAGGUCACUGGCCGAGACGCCCACCUACUCAGUUGCUUCCGUGGUUACGGUCAUGGUCUUCGUCUGCUUUGUGGUGGAGCGGGCAAUCUAUAGAUUUGGAAAGUGGUUGAAGAAGACGAAGAGAAAGGCUCUGUUUGCUUCUUUGGAGAAGAUCAAGGAAGAGCUGAUGCUGCUUGGACUAAUAUCUUUGAUGCUGGCACAAUGUGCAAGGUGGAUCUCUGAAAUUUGUGUGAACUCGUCCCUCUUCACCAGCAGAUUCUACAUUUGUUCAGAAGAAGAUUAUGGCACCAAUGAACACGUUAUGCUUGAAAGUUCUUUUCUAUCUCCUAAUGAAACUGGCAGUCCUACAAGAGGAUCAAGUGCUCUUCUGCAUCAAUGUGGUGAGGGUCGUGAACCUUUUGUUUCAUACGAGGGACUCGAACAGCUUCAUCGCUUCUUAUUCGUUCUUGGGAUCACUCAUGUUCUUUAUAGUUGUCUUGCAGUCGGUCUGGCAAUGAGUAAGAUUUACAGUUGGAGGAAAUGGGAAAAUCAAGUUAGAUUAGCUGCUGAUGAAAAUUUGCCAGCUAGGAAAAAUAAGGUGAUGAGGCGGCAAACGACAUUCGUAUUCCACCACACAUCUCAUCCAUGGAGCAGGAGUCGUGUCCUCAUUUGGAUGCUUUGUUUUCUACGUCAGUUCAAGAGUUCGAUAAAGAAGUCGGACUACUUGGCCCUCCGUUUGGGAUUCAUUACGAAGCACAAACUACCAAUUUCUUAUGACUUCCACAAGUAUAUGGUUCGGAGCAUGGAAGACGAGCUCCAUGGAAUCCUUGGAAUUAGCUGCCCACUAUGGGGCUACGCCAUUCUUUGCAUCUUUGUCAACAUUCACGGUCUAAAUAUCUACUUUUGGCUUUCUUUCAUACCGGCCGCUCUUGUUAUGCUGGUUGGGACAAAACUUCAACAUGUAGUCUCCUCUUUGGCUCUUGAAAUAGUGGAACAAACAGGUCCAGCAAUUGGGACUCAAAUAAAACCAAGAGAUGAUCUGUUUUGGUUUGGAAAGCCUGAGAUAUUACUGCGGUUAAUACAGUUCAUCAUAUUUCAGAAUGCAUUUGAGAUGGCAACGUUUAUCUGGUCUUUGUGGGGAUUUGAGGAGAGAUCUUGCUUCAUGAAGAACAGCUUUAUGAUAAUCAUGAGAUUGACGUCCGGUGUUCUUGUUCAGUUUUGGUGCAGCUACAGCACAGUGCCACUGAAUGUAAUUGUUACACAGAUGGGAUCCAAGUGUAAGAAAGCAUUGGUGGCUGAGAGUGUGAGAGAGUCACUGCAUAGUUGGUGCAAGAGAGUAAAGCAGAGGUCCAAGCGUGACUCUGCACAGUCUGUCACUACAAGAUCGGUAUGCUCGCUGGAAUCAAUGGUCGAUGAGCGCGAUGAAAUAACUGUUGCGUCGGGUACGUUGUCACGGAGCUCAUCAUUCGACGAUUUGAAUCAGGUAACGAUACAAUCUUGCGGACAACUGGAGGCCAUUAUUGAAUCUUCAAGCUUCCAGAAGCAUGAACUUCCCCCCAAUAUGGCGAGAUAUCUAUCAGAAGUUGCAAGUGUUUCUCAUGCUUCUGCUAACGACCAAGAAAAUAAUGCAGAAAGUGGAGAAGAUAGCAAGGUCGAGUCUCUUUUCGACUUGUUCCAAAGGACAUGAACACGUUUAUUUCAUUCUUUUUAUUCAUCGUUUCUUCAUCUUCUUUUUUCCCAACUCGAAUCUCUUAAAUUUCUCCAGCUAAUAUCACAAUUUUUAUUUUAUUUUUUAUUUAUUCACUUUUUUUCUU
Molecule: messenger RNA, 2207 nt
Organism: Momordica charantia (bitter melon)
Lineage: Eukaryota; Viridiplantae; Streptophyta; Magnoliopsida; Cucurbitales; Cucurbitaceae
Gene: MLO4
Product: Seven transmembrane MLO family protein
Biological process (GO): defense response
Cellular component (GO): membrane
Source: RefSeq, a predicted model, not a curated record